Messenger RNA from Metopolophium dirhodum (rose-grain aphid), 2731 nucleotides. RefSeq names its product dynamin-1-like protein. Gene Ontology annotation, molecular function: GTPase activity; GTP binding; microtubule binding. The transcript is spliced from 4 exons. The record is from RefSeq and is a predicted model, not a curated record. Gene Ontology annotation, cellular component: microtubule; cytoplasm; membrane. The coding region runs from base 502 to 2400 and encodes 632 amino acids. NCBI's taxonomy places the organism in Eukaryota, Metazoa, Arthropoda, Insecta, Hemiptera, Aphididae.
UUUAUUAUUAUAAUAUCGACAAAUUGAAUAACACAACGAUGCGGCGUUGUUUACAUUUCAGUAUUUUACGACGACCGAUGAUGAUCGUUCGAAAGUAUAUUAAUACAGUCUGCACGGACGGCGUAAAUUGAAACUAGACAAGACGUACACAAUCGGCUGUAUUCGAAUUUCGAAAUAAUUACGUACAGCACUAAAAAAAAUUCACGUGGUGGGGGACACAAAUAACGAAUUACGAUCCCGACAUAAUAUUAUUAUUUAUUAUUCACGUAAUCUCGUCCCGUCGGCGAUCACCGAUAAUAUCCACUGAUGAGUGACGACUGCGCUGGUCGCUGGUGAGAAGUGAGUACUGACAAGUGCGAAAACUGCGAACACCAGACACUAAGACGCGUCGUCUCGAACCCAUUAAUAUUAUAUGGUUCUGUUUCUGAAGUUUUUGUAGUAUUGUCUACACACGUCUGGCGGAUUUCUGAUACUAUACUCGCCUACCUAAAAAAUUUCAAUAUGGAUUCUUUAAUUAUGGUUAUGAACAAACUACAAGACGUUUUUUCAACUGUUGGUUCAAAACAAAAAGUUGACCUUCCACAAAUCAUUGUGGUAGGCUCACAAAGCUCUGGAAAGAGUAGUGUCUUAGAAAGUUUGGUGGGCAAAUCAUUUUUGCCAAGAGGUACUGGUAUAGUGACACGAGCUCCUUUAGUCUUGCAUCUAAUAGAGCCAACCGAAUGUGAAAUUGGGAAUGGUGAUUCCAUGAAAUCAAAAGAUUAUGCCAUAUUUCUGCAUAAACCUGGGCUUACUAAAGUGCCUGUUGGUGGCCAACCUCAAGACAUAGAACAGAAAAUAAGGGAAUUAGUAUUAAGUUUUAUUAAAAACCCAAAUUCAAUAAUAUUGGCGGUGGUUACAGCAAAUACUGACCCAGCCACUAGUGAGAGCUUGCAUAUUGCCAAAUCUGUAGACCCAAAUGGUGAUCGUACAAUAGCAGUUGUUACUAAAAUAGAUAUAAUGGAUGCUGGGACUGAUGCUUCAGAGUUACUUUCUGGAGAAGUUAUUCCAGUUAAACUUGGAAUAAUCGGUGUCAUAAAUCGUUCGCAAAAAGAUAUAAAUGAUCAAAAAACUAUUGAACAUUCUCUUAAGGACGAAAAUACAUUUUUUGAUAAAUUUUAUCCCGAUAUAGCACAGAACCAUGGCACGGUUGUAUUAGGAAAACAACUUGAGUCUCUCUUGAUAGAAAAAAUAAAAGAGACCUAUCCAAAACUAAAAGCCCAACUAUAUGAAAUGAACAAUAAGUAUGAACAUGAAGUGAAGAAAUAUAAAGAAUUUACUGAAAACUAUGAUCGAUCCUUGCUUGAUUUGAUCACGCAGACUGCAACUAGUUAUAAAGCUGGAUUGGAUGGCCGAGCUGAUUUAAGUUAUAAAAACCUUAAUGGAGGUGCUACCAUUGCGAAAUAUUUCAAAACCAAUUUUAAUAAAGAUAUUAAUGAAAUUGAUCCACUUCAAGGCUUAUCUCCUGACAUUAUUAUUAAUGUUAUUAAUAAUGCAUCUGGAACAAGCAUGGGCGUUUUUAUGCCAACUGAUGCAUUUGAUCAUUUGGUAAAGAAACAAAUACAAUUGUUAGAAGCUCCAUCAUUAGCAUGUGUCACUACUGUACAUGAUGAGUUAAUGGCAAAUAUAUUUAAACUUGAUGAAGACAUUAGUUACAAUUUAAAAAAAUAUCCUAAACUUUAUGAAAAAAUUAAUGAAAUAUUAUUAGAAUCAUUGGCUAAGUACAAGCUAAAAACAUCAGAAGCAGUUAGUAAAUUAAUUGAAUACCAGAAAGCAUACGUGAAUACCGAUCACGUUGACUUUAUUGAUUCUAUAUUAAAAUCCGAUGAAUUUUAUGAGCUUUUUGAGAAACCAGCCAAAAUCAAUAAAUUAGGCAAAUUUGAGGAACAAGGGUUUGCCGAAUUACCAAACUACUACAAUAGUCAAGAAGAGAUGGUCUCACACAAAAAUGAAAUUAAAUCAUGCCCGAAGAGCAUAACACUAAAAAUUCGCAAAACUGUGGAGAAAAUAACAACAUGUGCUUUUAGUGGUUUUCCUGAUUCUGAUAAACUUAUAUUAGAAAGUAGAGCGGGUUUACUCAAAUUAUUUAUAAAAUGUUACUUUAUGGUUAUUAAAAAAAUAAUUCAAGAUACGGUGCCCAAGACAAUUUUGUGUGAAAUGGUAAACAAGAUAAAAGAUAACUUUCAGAAAGAUUUAAUUUCCAAAGUGUACAAAUCAAGUAAUCUUAAUAUGGCAGAAUUGUUACUUGAAUCCAAAGAUAUUGAAGACGAACGAAUAAAAGCAAUUAUUCGUUAUGACGCAUCUACAAAAGCAUUACAGCUCAUGAGAGAAAUAGAACAAAUUUGUCUCAAAACUGAGUCAUAAAUAUUUUAUUAAAAUGUAUUUUUUUUUUACUUAUUACACUAUACAAGUAUGUUCAAAAUGUGUUCAUUAAUUAUUAAUAAACUAAACUUAAAAUAUAAACUAAUUUGAUAUAUUCAUAAAAAUGUAUAGUUACUGUAUGUUUUAGAGGGCUUUUCAAACUUAAUAGUUUAUCAGCUAUAAUAUGUAUAAUAUGAAUGUAUAACUGAUUAUAAAAAAAAAUUUCAGAAAUACCACUAUUUAAACGAAGCUACUAAGUUAUUAUAAUAGUAAUACAAUUAAUGAAUAAACAUUAUAAUAUUAUAUUAUGGUAUAAAUAGUUUACUUGUUAAAU